This is a messenger RNA of Necator americanus (New World hookworm), 1506 nucleotides long. RefSeq lists its product as uncharacterized. The transcript has 12 exons. NCBI's taxonomy places the organism in Eukaryota, Metazoa, Nematoda, Chromadorea, Rhabditida, Ancylostomatidae. Gene Ontology annotation, molecular function: UDP-glycosyltransferase activity. The record is from RefSeq and is a predicted model, not a curated record. The coding region runs from base 1 to 1506 and encodes 501 amino acids.
AUGAUUGCGCUUCUGCUUUUGACUCUUUCGAGAGUUUCUUUCGCUGUCAAUGUGCUCUUAUGGAGUCCGACGUUUGCCCACAGUCAUGUGCUCUUUAUGGGAAAUAUUGCAGAUAUUUUGGUCAAAGAUGGACUUAACGUGACGAUAUUUUCUCCCCUAAUAGACCCUCACGUGAAUAUCGUAGGACAUACAUCAGCAGCCCGACAAAUUCCCUAUCAAUCAAAAUACAACAAUCCAGAUGAUUGGUUGCAACUGGACAUUAAAGGAUCCGCUCUCUGGGAGACUCCAAAAAUGGAAGGACGUUCCAUGAGUAUGGAUGAUUGGGAAAGGUUCAUGGCAAUCAAUCGGAAUGUUUGCAAAGGAGUUUCCGAAGACGUUGAUAUUCUCGAUACUCUUCGCAGCUAUAAAUUCGAUGUUGCUCUUCAUGAGGCCUACGAGCUCUGCGCAGUUGCCAUCCUUGAGCUGAUUGGCGUUAAAAACACCGUGGUUGUAUCAGCCCUCGGAGUUACACCAUACAUCCAGGAAGUUGCUGGGUUUCCUGCAAACCCUAGUUUUGUGCCAGGAAUGCUUACGACGUAUACUGAUAAUAUGAAUUUUUGGGAGCGUCUAGGCAACUUCAAAAUUGCAAUUGACAUGCACAAGCGCCUCACUGCACAGGAAAGAGAUAUUUGGAAACUAGCCAAUGAAGCUCGUCCUGGGUUUUCCGAAUUACGCACUUUGCUCAAGGACAAAACUGGGGUUGUACUUAUGAAUGUCAACGAGUUCACCGAGACACCUCGUCCCACAGCAAACAUAUUGCGAUAUAUUGGAGGAGCGGCCAUAUAUAAGCCAGAAAAACUAAACGAGAAAAUGAAUGCAAUUUUGAACGAGCGCCCUAUGAACGUCCUGUUUUCACUGGGAUCUUUAGCUCAAUCAAAGGAUAUGCCCAUGCGAUUGAAGCAAGACAUAAUUGCCGCAUUUGCUUCAUUCCCUGACGCCACUUUCAUAUGGAAAUACGAGGACGAAAACAAUAGUGUUCUUUUUAAAAACUAUCCUAAUAUUCACAUAAUGAAAUGGAUACCUCAAAUGGAGCUACUUGCUGAUAAACGAUUGUCGCUUUUUAUUACACAUGCUGGGAUGAACUCUGUGUUGGAAGCAAUAUUUUGUGGAAAGCCAAUGGUGACGAUCCCGCUUUUUGUGGAUCAAGCUCUCAAUGCAAAGAAUAUGAAACGCCGAGGUUUGGCUGUGGUUGUCGAAAAAGAUGAGCUGGAUAAGGAUACGCUGAUUGCAGCUAUCCGUCAAACACUUCCGGCCAACAGUUCAUAUGCACUCAAAGCAGCAAAGGUAGCCAAGUAUCUUCGAGGUCGUCCAGAUGCUGCUCGAGCCGAGAUCGUGCGAUGUACAAAUCUAAUGACAUUUCUUGAAACACAAACACCUCAACCUUUAUUCUUUGGCAUUUUAUCAAGAGUUAUGAGACCAGAAGAGCAAAACGUUGUUAAUCCUCUUUCUACUGGAUUCAAAAUAUAA